Molecule: messenger RNA, 3655 nt
Organism: Parasteatoda tepidariorum (common house spider)
Lineage: Eukaryota; Metazoa; Arthropoda; Arachnida; Araneae; Theridiidae
Source: RefSeq, a predicted model, not a curated record
AUGCGUUCUGAAAGAGAUUCCGUGGUUCGAAAGGAUGGUGCUCUGUUGUUCUUAAAGGUUCUGAACAAUACUGUUGAGAGUUUGUGCAAAAAAGGCAUUGAAAGUUUUGCAUAUGGCAGUGGGCCACAUGUGCUAGCAAUUUCAGCAGAAGGAGAACUUUAUAGUUGGGGUCAUAAUGGUUAUUGCCAACUUGGAAAUGGGGGUACUAAUCAAGGUCUUAGCCCUGGCCUCAUUUCCUCAAAUCUCAUUGGACGAAAAGUGAUAGAAGUCGCUUGUGGAAGUCAUCAUUCUAUAGCAUUAACUAGUGAAGGAGAAGUGUAUUCUUGGGGACAAAAUAAUUGUGGUCAAGUUGGACUUGGCACUACUACCAAUCAGCCUACUCCUCGUAAAGUCACUGCUGGAAUAGGUUCCAGAAAAUGUAUAUCUGUUGCUUGUGGCCAAACUUCAUCAAUGGCAGUCCUAGAUAAUGGCGAGGUAUAUGGUUGGGGUUACAAUGGGAAUGGUCAACUUGGCAUAGGAAGUAAUGCUAAUCAAGCAAACCCAUAUCGUGUCUCAAAUUUGCAAGGAGUGGCAAUACAGAAAGUUGUUUGUGGUUAUGCACAUACAAUGGCCUUAUCAGAUGAAGGCAUAUUAUACGCUUGGGGUGCUAAUUCUUAUGGUCAGCUUGGAACUGGAAAUAAAGCAAACCAAGUUCUUCCAGUCAGAAUUGCAUCUGAAAUUGGAAGGGUUGUUGAAAUUGCUGCUUCACAUUAUAAUCAUAUAUCAGCUGCCUUAACUCAGACAUCUAAAGUAUACAUGUGGGGUCAAUGUCGUGGUCAGGCUGUUACAUCUGCAGCAGAAACUCCUUUCCACACAUUGCAUGAUGUUUUUGCAUGUUUUGCAUCUCCUGCUGUAACUUGGGUACCGAUGGAUCUUGAUGUAGUGUUAACAAAUAGAGUGAGUGAUAGUAUAAGGCAAGCAUUUGAUGAUGAGGACACUUCUGAUUUAAAAUUUAAUGUAGAUGGAAAAAUAAUUCAUGUCCACAAAUCUAUUCUUAAAAUACGCUGUGACCACUUUCGCUCAAUGUUUCAAGCACACUGGGGUGAAGAUGAGAAAGACACCAUUGACAUCACACAAUUUUCUUACCCUGUUUAUCGAGCCUUUUUGAAAUAUUUAUACACGGAUGAAGUUGAUUUGCCUCCAGAAGAUGCGAUUGGUCUGCUUGAUCUUGCAAAUUCUUAUUGCGAAGUGCAAUUGAAAAAACAUUGUGAAAUCAUCAUUAAGCAUGGGAUAACUGUUGAAAAUGUGGCUAUGCUUUAUGCUGCUGCUAUAAAAUACUCAGCUGAGGAAUUAAAGGAGUUCUGCUUUGGCUUCGCUUUAAAUCACUUGACUGCUGUUGCCCAAACUGAAGCUUUUAAUAAACUGGAUGAACUAACAGUGAAAAAUUUCAUUCUUAAAGCUGCUAAAAAUGGAGCAUUCAAGUACUGACAUAAAUAUUGAACUAGGCUUUUAUGCAAAAUAUUACACAAAUUUAUGGGACUUAACAGACUUCAGUGAGGAGAUUUUGUUACAUUAUUAUAAAAAUAAUGUUUCACUUCUUUUAUACUUUGUAUGCUCGUUACUAGUUUUAAAAUUAUAUGUUUAUCUAUAUCUACAGUAAUUUCUCGACUAUUCUGCCUAAUCUAUUAAAAGGUAGUCCGGAUAACAAAAUACCGGGAUAGGACGACAUUCCACUUCCUACCCCUCUCCCAGACAAAUGAAAACAUAUGUUGCACAUUUGAAAGUAAAUGUUUAAUGCAAAAAUACCCAAUGUUUAUUAAUAAACUACAGAAAUCUGAAAAUUUAUGGCAAACACGAGUUAAAAUGUACAUACAACCGCUUUAUUAGUCUUCAUUUUUUUAUCUUUUAUUUCCCAAAAUGAGUUUUACUAAUGGCUGGUUCCAUUAUCCUCAUUUUUAUUAGGCAGGAUAGUCAGGAGCAUCCUGUAUAUGUAUAUACAUUUAUAUAUUUAUUAUCAUUAGUUUUUUUGAAGUUACAGUUAAAAUGGAGUAAAGUCGUCAUUAAAAGCCUAGUUCAAGUAGCAUAUUUUCAUUUUUUUUCCUGUAAUAUUUAAUUGGAAUUUUGAGCUUGGUGAUUAAGAAAAUGAAAUAAAUUAUUGUGAUUUGUGAUAAAAGAAAGUAAAAUAUAAUUAACAAAGUGUAUUUCAAUAUAUUUCGAGUUAUAAUGUGCUGCUUGAUGUUAUUUUCAAUCCUUCAUUGAAUAAUCUUUGGGGUUAUGACCAUUCGAGGUCUAAUUCUUUUUUAGUUUUUCGAUAGAUCAAAUAAUCAAUCAAAUCUUACUUGUUUUAAAUGAUUAUUAACUCUUUAUAUUUUGUUUUACUGAGUUAAAUUUUGCUUGAAAAAUUUCAUUGUCAAUGGUUUCUCCAUAGAAUAACAUGAAAAAAAAAAAAGCUGAUUUUGUGUGUGACUUAUUUUAAACUGAAUUGAGUUUAGCAUUAUUUGGGAAAGCUUAGCGAAAUCUUUUCAAUUUAUCCAUGUUUUGUUUUCUUAUUUUGAUCUUAAUUAAUAGUGCUAUGAGAAAUAAAACAGUUUGUUAUUCUACAUUAUUCCAUUAUUGGUUAUUCCAUUAUUGGUUGGAAAAAAUGACUGUGACAAAUAUUUUAUCCUGAACUGAGUUUGGGAUUGGUCAAUAAAUGAGUAAGAAAUCUUCCAAAUUUAUGUAUUUUUUUAUUUUCUUAAUUAUUGAUUUAAAUUAGUAAUGCAAUAAAAAAUAAAAAAACUUGUUAUUCCACAUUAUUCCAUGAUUGGUUUCUAAUGUGAGAAAAAAAAACAGUGACUUUAACUGUGACAUACAUUUUACUGUAAACUAAGUUUAGGGUCAGUAAAUGGUUAGGAUAAAUUUCAAAAUGUAUAAAUUUUUUAUUUUUUUAUUUAUCGAUUUAAAUUAAUAAUGCAAUAAGAAAUAAACUUGUUAUUCCAUGAUGGGUUUCUAAUGUGAGAAAAAACAGUGACUUUAACUGUGACAUACAUUUUACUGUAAACUUAGUUUAGGGUCAGUAAAUGGUUAGGAUAAAUUUCAUAAUGUAAGCAUUUUUUAUUUUCUUGUUUAUUGAUUUUAAUUAACGCAAUAAGAAAUAAAAACAUUUAUUACGCAGUUUAUUACAUGUUAUUCUAUGAUUAGUUUCUCUAUGGAAUAACAUAGAAAAGCACUGACUUUGUUGGUAGUAAACAUAUUGGUAAAUGGUUAACAAAAAUCUUCUAAGUUUAUCUAUUUUUUAUUUAUUAAUUUUAAUUUAUAAGACAAUAAGAAAAAAAGCAAUUUGUAGAUAUGUAAAUAAAUAUUAUUUGCUUUGGGAAAACUAUAUUGUUAUAUAAUUAUUUUAUUUAGUUCAUAACACCCUCAAUUUCAAAAAUAUGUGAUAUUGUACUUAUUGUUGUUUUUUCAUUCCAAACAUUAAAUUUUUGAAGUCUUUAUGAUAUAAGGACUAAAAUAUAUCUAUAUAUUGUUCUAUCAUUGUACAAGCAUUUCUCAAAAGGUGGAAGCAUAAACGUACCAAACCCUAAGCCCUGACAACAACAAAGUUUAAACUUAAUUCUCAUUAAAAAUUUUAGACUAAAUAUCUAGUUUCAUUUAGUGACAGGAAUUAAAAUUUUUAAAAAAAAUUUCUGUAAAUAAU